Mycotypha africana is the source of this 1341-nucleotide messenger RNA. RefSeq lists its product as uncharacterized. The record is from RefSeq and is a predicted model, not a curated record. NCBI's taxonomy places the organism in Eukaryota, Fungi, Mucoromycota, Mucoromycetes, Mucorales, Mycotyphaceae. Bases 412 to 1161 code for a protein of 249 amino acids. The transcript has a single exon.
AUGUGGUUUAUCAAAACUGUAUACACCCCGCAUUGUAUGGAAGACAGUCACUUAUCGCACAUUGACGCACUAACCCAAUUCCCUUUUUCAUUUUUUCUUUUCGCCAAGCUCUCUUUUCCCAAUUUUUCGUCAUUUGUAACAAAAAAGCUAUUCUGCUAACCCACCUUAAAAAAAAAACCCAUAAAACUGCAUAAAGAGGUUUCUUAUAAAUCUUGAUUAAAAAAAACACAAGAAAAGUGAAAACAAAGAAUAUAAAGAUCGCACAGUCUCACCAUCUUAACUUUUCUUUUUAAAAAAACCUAUACCAAACAUACAAUUCAAUUUGUUGACACUCUCCAUUUAAAUCUUUUUCAUCCUUAUUACUCUCAACAACAAACAUCUUUUCAUACGAUAACAACGUCUUGAAUAAAUAUGUCAGCAACAGACAACAAACAACAGCUGGAGGUUGAAGCAGGCGAAAUCGAAGCCGAGUCUCCUUAUCCUAGCACUGCUCCUGUUGAAGAACCGAAAAGGCCUAGUUUAGGUGCAAUUUUUGAUAGCCGCUCUCCCCACCGUUCUUAUAACAACGACAGUUACGAAGAAUAUGUUAAUGGCAAUGGUCAGCACAGCAGCAACACCGAAGUUGACCCAUUCGAAGAAUAUGAAAGACUAUCCCGUUCGUACCGCAGCAGUAGCCAUAGUAAUAGUGGUAGAAAACGAGACCAUAGUCAUGAAGAUGAUAUUUAUAAAAGACAUCGCUCCUCAUAUUCUCGUUCAUCACAUAGAUCACCAUCUUACUCUUCUUCGCAUAACCGCCGUAGCCGUAGUCGACAGCGCAGUAGAAGUAGGAGAAGAAAGAGUAGCCGAGAGACAGAAAGGAGGAGGAGAUAUUCCCGGGAUUAUGAAAGUAGAAGUAGCAAUAGUAGUAAAUUUAAGAAUAAAAGUGAAAACUCACUUUAUCCCGGUAAUGAACUUAGUAGGCGGUCAUCUCCAUCCUCUUCGAGUACGAUCACCGCUACUAAAGCUGUUGUAGAAGAAACAAAUGGUGUUUCUACGAAAAAGUACAAGACCGCCAUCGAAGAAGAAAACGAAGAAGGGGACGCAAAAAGGUAUAGGUGUGACAUUUUGCUGUUUACUUUUGAAAGUUUCGUUUGCUCACUGGAUUUUAUUUUUCUGAAAUAGUAAACCUGCUGAGAAAGAGCCAGAACUUCCCAUCGAUUUUGAUGUUGAAGAUGAGGAAGAAAAGAAAAAAGAAGAAGACAGGUUAAUUGAAGAGCGUAGAAAAAGAAGACAAGCUAUUCUCAGUCGAUAUAAAGCAAGUCCAUCCACACCAUCAUCGCCCAUUACGCCAUCAGGUAAAAA